Molecule: messenger RNA, 1890 nt
Organism: Penaeus monodon (black tiger shrimp)
Lineage: Eukaryota; Metazoa; Arthropoda; Malacostraca; Decapoda; Penaeidae
Product: galactosylceramide sulfotransferase-like
Exons: 7
Coding region: 182-1285 (367 amino acids)
Biological process (GO): glycolipid biosynthetic process
Cellular component (GO): membrane
Molecular function (GO): galactosylceramide sulfotransferase activity
Source: RefSeq, a predicted model, not a curated record
GUCGGGCAACAGAGUUCUUGUCACAGCUCCUUCUGUGUCGUCGCAAAGAGAUAGUAGUUACAUCCCACUUGGAGGUUAUUGCAUUAUUUCAAGGACGCACUCCGUUCUCCGCAAGGAAUCGAGGAAGCUGCUGACUGUGCCUUCAAAUUUGCCGGACAUCGUGGCGUGAAACAAGUUUACCAUGAGGUCGCAAAAAACGACAAUACUCACAAUAAUGAUUUGCCUGAUAUUGAUUACCAUUCAGUUAUUCAAAAAUCAGCGAGAAAAGCAAAUAAGAGUGAUGCAGCCGAUGCUACCCCCUGUGCCUUUGAGAAACCAAGAAGGACCAAGGAGGUGGUGUGUUCCUCAGAAUUCAGUGUAUUUCCUCAAGAUCCCGAAAUGCGCGUCCACUACUAGUUUCCAGAUUUUCGUUGCGUACGGAGUCAAGCACGGCCUGACCUUCGCCCUACCGCCAAUAUUGAGGUCUCUGAGGCCAGCAUAUCAUGGUUCUCCCGAUGGUCGCUACAACAUGGUCGUAUCCCACACGCUGUUCGAUAAGGAGAGAGCACAAAGGGUAAUGAAAGAAUCAGCCAAAUAUGUCGCAGCUAUACGGGAGCCAGCAUCUCGCUUCGAGUCCAUGUGGUAUUUUGGAAGCUAUGAAAAGAGAUUUGGCAUGACUCUUUCUGCUUUUGCAAAAGCGUCACAUUACACAUCAACUCAGAAGAGUAAUCUAAACACAAUCGCUACAUUUUUCGGGGUCAGAGAUCCCAGCGAUCGUGCAACAGAAAGUGAGAUGUAUAGCAAAGCAAAAGGGCUGAAUCAGAUCUUUGACUUGGUGAUGAUAGUUGAAAGGUUCGACGAGUCCUUGGUCCUCCUCAAGCACCUCAUGUGCUGGGACACUGAAGACGUGGCUUAUGUCAAAGCUAAGAUUCGGAGUCCGUCUUAUAGGCCUAAGGUCUCGGAGGCGGAGAAACACAGGCUUCGGGAACUGAACAGACAGGAUGUCAUUCUGUACAAGUUCUUCAGCGAAGUCUUUGAGGAAAAAGUGAAAGCCUUUGGGAAGGAAAGGAUGCAGAGGGAAGUCAAGGACCUUCGCCAAGCAAAUGCUCGAUUUCUGGAGGACUGCGGAGCUGAACUCACUGGAUCAUCCAACACUGUGAAAACUUGGCGAGUAACAAGCAACUCGAGUAUUUGUAAGAUGAUUUCAUUGAAGGGGGCUGAUAUUAUAAAACAACUUAUAAGGAGACAGAAGAUAUGGGUCUCUAGUAACUUAACCUAUGACCUAUUAUCAUGGACUUUUACUUGAGUGAAAGGACAAACGGUAUUUGAAAUAUACUUAUUAGGAAAGAUGGUAAUCUAAAGAAAAAUAAACCUGUACUUAAGGCAUAUAUUCACCUUAAGUUCCUUUAAUUAUCUUACCUAGUUAUACAUUUCACCGCUAAUAUGAAUGUCUGGGAAUGCUUAACGGCUAAUCCAGGAUAUAUGCUCAAACAAUUACACUAUUUAUUUCACAAUCAAAAACUCAAUACCUCUUCAAUCUGUGCCCUGACUUAUUUCAUUUCACAUGUAGUGCAUGGACCUGUGUGUUCGAAUGCAAUUUUGAGGCAACAUAAAAAAAGAGUUAGAUAACCAAUCUCAUAACGAACUCAUUUAGCAGCCAGCCAAGAACAAUUGUUUGCUCGUUAUACAUUUGUACAAGGUUUGUCCUAAACCUAUUUUAUGAGCGUGUUAUUAUUAUUGUACAAGUUAGGUGAAUGUUAUGACUUAUGGCAAUCAGCUUUACACACUAUAAUCUUUUUAUUUUAAUUAUAAAUAGACGUUUAUAUUUAGGGCGACCGACAUUUACAUUUCAUUAUUAAUAAUCAUAGGUUAUAGAUACUCUUACUAAAAAAAAUGUGUUUAAGAUUUCCA